Molecule: messenger RNA, 979 nt
Organism: Erpetoichthys calabaricus (reedfish)
Lineage: Eukaryota; Metazoa; Chordata; Cladistia; Polypteriformes; Polypteridae
Product: E3 ubiquitin/ISG15 ligase TRIM25-like
Exons: 2
Coding region: 269-964 (231 amino acids)
Molecular function (GO): zinc ion binding
Source: RefSeq, a predicted model, not a curated record
CGUGAAUGACAGUUUAGCAGACCCCCUGUGACAGGUCAUCUCUUCUCUCACUUGGUGGUCUUCACUCUCUGAGCUCCUGUCUCACAUUAACUGUUCACCCUCAGUGUCUCCUCAGAUGUUCUCUCUGUCAGCUCUCAGCUUUCUCUUUAAAUCUCCUCCUCCUCCUCCUCCUCACUGAGCUCAGACAAACUUUCACUUUCGUUUCUUCACAAGUCACUUCCUUGUUCCUCUGACUGAUUCUCUCUGCCUGCCUCUCCUCAGACUGACGAUGGCUGAAGCCCAGCUGAUUGUGUCACAGGACGAGUUCACCUGCUCGGUGUGUCUGGACACCCUGACUGACCCCGUCACCAUCCUCUGUGGACAUAAUUUCUGUCUAAAGUGCCUCACAGACUGCUGGGAUCAGAGCCAAGUGUGCAGCUGUCCUCAGUGCAGACACACCUUCACCACAAGGCCUGAGCUGAACAGAAACACUCUGCUGAAUGAAGUCAUCAAGAAAUUAAAGAAAACGACUCUCAGUCCUCCUCCUCCACAGAAUUAUGCCGGCCCUGGAUAUGUGGAGUGUGACUUCUGUACUGGUAAGAAGUUCAGAGCUGUGAAGUCCUGUCUCACCUGCCCGGCCUCCUACUGUCAGACUCACCUGCAGCCUCACUAUGAAGUAGCGACCCUGAAGCACCACAAGCUGGUUGAUCCUGAUAGAAAUCUGAAGGAGAAACUCUGUGGGAAACAUCAGAAAAGUCUGGAGAUAUUCUGUAAAACUGAUGAUUCCUGUAUCUGCAUGAUGUGUGUGGUGACUGAACAUAACGGUCAUAAAAUGGUCGAGCUGGAGACAGAAAGAGUAGAAAAGCAGAAACAGCUGGGGGGGACACUGAGAGACAUCAAGAGGGGACUUGAGAAGAGAGAGAAGACACUGAAGGAGACGAGGAGGGCGAUGGAGGAGAUGAAGGUGAGUGGAUUAGGAAGAUAACACUUCAUAUCAAAG